Auanema sp. JU1783 is the source of this 1299-nucleotide messenger RNA. NCBI's taxonomy places the organism in Eukaryota, Metazoa, Nematoda, Chromadorea, Rhabditida, Rhabditidae. The record is from the annotation of a GenBank genome assembly.
AUGAAUGUUAACCCAUACCAUGGGAAGCAUGAACCUAAAGUGGAUGAUAAAUUGGCUAAUCUUCAUAAAGAAAUGACGUCAUUACGAUUAGAAUGUGAUCGUCUUAUCAAUAAACAUCUUAUUGUUGAAAGUAACUUGAAUCAGGAUAUCAAGAAUGCUGGAGUACAAAAUCCAGACACAUCCAGUGCUUAUAAUACGGGUGGAGAGAGCUGCCGCAGCAACUCAAUUACUCCGGAUUCUCAAAAAAGACUGGAGUACGGCACUCCUGAUUGUCAACAAAGUCCUAUAGGUCCACCACCACCACCAACAACAAUAAUCAAUCCACGAUCGCCAAGGCUUAUUCAUCGAUCUCACAACCUCUCAUGUUCAAAAGAUCUUCCAGUCUAUCAAGAAGAGCCUCGGGUCGUUGACCUCAAGAGUUCUUGUGAAAUUGCCAUAAAUCGAAGCGGCUUUGAUUUGACAACUCCGGGUUAUUGCGAAAAGCCAUUACCGACUCCAAAGCCUUUGCGUCGUGGAAUUCAGAUGACAUCAACCACAAGUUUUAGACGAAUGGGCAGUCCAACAAAAUCAAUUCAGAAUCGUAAAGAAGCUCAUGAAUUAGCAAGACGCUUUAGAGUUCCAGCCUUCUCAAUUGUUUUACGAGAGCCGUCCGUGACGGUCAAUCAACCGAAAUCUUCAAAGAAGCUAAAAGUACUCAGUCAUGUAAAUAAUAAUGAAGAAGAAGAAGCUAUUCCAAUGCCAAAGUCUUAUCGUGUUCAGAAGACGCGAGAGAAGCUGUAUAUGUUUGAUCGGCCGAUUGAAGAAAUUCCAGAUCUUAGUGAUGAUGGCCAACAGCCGACAACUUCAAAAGAAGCUUCUUGUCAACAGGAGAAGUUGAAAGAUGAACCUGUACAAUUUAAGUGGAAAGUCAAAAGACGAUGUGAUGGCAGUCGUUAUGUAGUUAAAAGGCCCAUCCGAAGCCAAAUUCUUAAGAAACGUGAAGCUCAACUGCUUAGAGAAAGGACGGGAAUCAGUACUGAUGACGAUGCUCAAAGCGAACUCAUGAUGGGGCAUUUCUAUCGGAGAGAAGAGAGAAAACGUCAUCUGGAAAAGGAACGUCUUCGAAAAGAACUUCAACAGCAGAAGCUUUUAGAGAAUGUUGUUGCUGACCAAACAAUCGUGCAGUUAAGUCAGCAAAAAAUGCAAAAAAAGAAGGAUAACAUGUUAUUUGAUGAAUUUGUUACAACUCAAGAAGUUUUGAGUCAGCGAAAUACGUGUACUGUUGGUAAACCGGGAAUUCUGUCGGUGACAACUGUUUAG